Molecule: messenger RNA, 570 nt
Organism: Bipolaris maydis ATCC 48331
Lineage: Eukaryota; Fungi; Ascomycota; Dothideomycetes; Pleosporales; Pleosporaceae
Source: RefSeq, a predicted model, not a curated record
AUGGCAGCACUCCGGUAUGGCACCCGGCCUUCUCUUGAGAAGGCUUCCUUCGAUUUUUCUGGCUACGCUUGCGCUCCACUCGAGGCCGAUCCGGCCGAUGCCAGGGCCCGCGGCUGCGAAUAUGAUAACUUCACGAUGCAGUGGUAUCCUCGCGAGCGAUACGAACGCUCCGAGACUCUUGAGCUGAUGAAUAAGUUCAUGGAUAUGGGCUGGCCACGCCACUUUGACGCGGGGCAGAAGCACGCAAUCACAGACUUGGAAAGAGCCCCGAUGUUUAUCUACAUCCUGUCGAAAGAGCAUAUAUGGCACUGUGGCUAUUCUCUACUGCAGACACACCUGUGGUGGACAAUGGGGUUUGAUCCGCCUAUGGCCUAUGGACAUACAGAGCACUGUGUUUUCACAAUGCUCGACUUAAUCGAACGGUACCCUCCCCCUGAUCUGUACGAUGUCAAACGAAAUGGACGGUCUUCACUGGUCCCUAGCGAAUUUCAAAUUGUCAAACCGUACUUCCCCUGCGCGGAGCAUGGCUUUGCAUGUACUUCCGAAGACCAUCCGUAUCGCCAUUCAUAG